Musa acuminata AAA Group (dessert banana) is the source of this 1709-nucleotide messenger RNA. RefSeq lists its product as uncharacterized. The record is from RefSeq and is a predicted model, not a curated record. The transcript has 11 exons. Lineage: Eukaryota; Viridiplantae; Streptophyta; Magnoliopsida; Zingiberales; Musaceae. Bases 121 to 1305 code for a protein of 394 amino acids. Gene Ontology annotation, molecular function: catalytic activity.
CCCUAUUGCUUCCGGCAAUCUGAUUUUUGGCAUUAUUUUCUCCUAAUUAAAUAGCUCAGAGAAACAAGUACCUCGAAUUUUUAGAGGGUAUUUGCUUCGGACGACGAGGUGAUAACAAAGAUGCCUUUUUGUGAUUCGACCGACAAUGGGACGAGAAUUUUCUACCGGAGAUUUGGGUAUGGGAGCACCAAAGUCCUCCUAAUUAUCGGAUUGGCAGCGACGCACGAUUCGUGGGGGCCUCAGAUAAAGGGGUUGACGGGAGCGGUGGAGCCCAACGAUGAGGAGCCGGAGGCGGUGGUGAUUGCCGGCGAUGGGGGAUUGGACGGCCUCCAAGAAGGGAUCGAGGUGUGCUGCUUCGAUAACCGUGGGGUGGGUCGGAGCUCUGUGCCCGCCAACAAAUCUGAAUACUCAACGACUAUAAUGGCAAAGGAUGCCCUUGCUCUAUUGGAUCAUCUUGGCUGGAGAAAAGCUCAUGUCUUCGGUCACUCGAUGGGAGCAAUGAUAGCCUGCAAAUUGGCAGCUUUGGCACCUGAGAGGAUUUGCUCAUUGGCAUUGCUCAAUGUCACUGGUGGUGGUUUGGAGUGCUUUCCAAAGAUUGAUCGACAAAUGAUGUCCCUGGCAUUUCGUUUCUUAAGAGCAAGAACCCCAGAGCAAAGAGCUCUUGUUGAUUUGGAAACUCAUUACACAAAGGAAUAUCUUGAUGAGCAUGUUGGAUCAUGUACAAGAAGGGAUAUUCUUUAUCAAGAGUAUGUGAAAGCCAUAUCAUCAUCUGGAAUGCAAUCCAACUGUGGUUUCGAAGGCCAAGUGAAUGCUUGCUGGACACAUAAGAUGACAUCAAAGGAGCUGAACACAAUCCGUUCAGCUGGGUUUCUGGUUUCAAUCAUCCAUGGCAGGUAUGAUAUCAUUGCUCAAUUAGUUCAUGCACGGAGGCUUUCUGAGAAGCUUCAACCUUGUGCAAGAAUGGUGGAGCUCCAUGGUGGACAUUUGGUGAGCCACGAGAGGCCAAAUGAGGUUAAUCAAGCUCUUAUCGAGUUGAUAAAUGCUUCCAAGUCCAGUGUUAGGCCCGAAGAGUGGUCUUAUUUGCCAGAGAAACAGACAGGAUGUAUGGUGAUGGAAGCAACACCAUUGUCUCUGAGUAAUACAAACAAUAAUGUGGCGACUAGUCUCCGAACCUUUUAUAACUUACUAGGGAAGCUACAACUUAGCUUCCUCUACUUUGUCGGGAUUUUUAUGAUGGGAUAUGAGCACAUGAGGAGUAUCUUCAAAACCAUGAAGCCGGUCAGAGUUGCGACAUCCAAUUCGUAAGAGGAAAUCGUGCUGUGCGGCAAUAGCUAUAUCCCAAGUCAUCGAGGAGUUGCAACCGAGAAGAAUAUGUUUCCUGGUAUCGGCAGCUUUACAAGAGAGAGGACGAAUUUUAUCCAGAGAACAAGCAGCAAAGAAGCAAUGUGCCCGAACCCUGGCAUUAUAGUUCGAACACACCGAUGGUAACCAUGGUGGUGGUGGUGGUGGUGGCGGCGGUGGUGGUGGUCUCUAAAUUGUGUUCCAAAAGCUAAUGGUUGAGUGAUUAAUUUCUUUGUUUCUUUUCUCCUAUUGGACACAUAGUUUUGAUUUGCAAUGAUGUAUACAUUAUGAACAAAAAGCUACUUGAACAUGUACAUCCAUACUUGUGCAGGAAUUACUGAUACAGAGACCAUGUAUAUUGAGAGUUC